Malurus melanocephalus (red-backed fairy wren) is the source of this 684-nucleotide messenger RNA. It is a transcript of the gene SHD, whose product is annotated as Src homology 2 domain containing transforming protein D. Gene Ontology annotation, molecular function: phosphotyrosine residue binding. The coding region runs from base 1 to 684 and encodes 227 amino acids. The transcript is spliced from 5 exons. The record is from RefSeq and is a predicted model, not a curated record. Lineage: Eukaryota; Metazoa; Chordata; Aves; Passeriformes; Maluridae.
AUGGCCAAGUGGCUCCGGGAGUACCUGGGCCGGGGGGCCCGGCGCUCCCCCCCGCGCCCGCCCCAGCCCGAUUACAGCGGUCCCGGUGGCCCCGGGAGCCCUCCCGGUGCUGCCCCCGGUGCUCUCCGCGGCCCCGCCGCCUCCCCGCGCCACCGCCUGGUGCGGGUGGGGGGCUCGGGGCCGGGGGGCGGCCCCCGCCGGCUGCAGCAGGGCCCGGGUGAGAGCGAAUACUCAGAGCCCUUCGAGGGCGAGCAGGACCCGGCACCCGAGAGCGGCUGCGACGAGGAGCCCACAGGGUGCCCGCGGCAGGGCGAGGGCCGGCGGGUGCGGCCGCGCCGGGGUCCGCAGCUCUACGACACCCCGUGCGACGAGUGGGACACGGUUGGGGACAGCCCGGGGGUGGCCCCGACCCGCCAGAGUCGCCUCCCCCGCGACGACGAGAGACCGGCGGACGAGUACGACCAACCCUGGGAGUGGAAGAAGGAUCACAUCUCUCGGGCGUUCGCAGGGCACUUUGAGAGCCCCGAGCACUCGCCCAGCCUGUCCCCCUGUCCCCGUGGGUGGUACCACGGGGCCAUCGGGCGGGCGGGCGCUGAGACGCUGCUGGCGCUGUGCCGCGAGGGCUCCUUCCUGGUGCGGGACUGCGAGACCAGCCCGGAUGACUACUCGCUGUCCCUCAGGUGA